Messenger RNA from Sinocyclocheilus rhinocerous, 3083 nucleotides. Its product is annotated as RCC1 and BTB domain-containing protein 1-like. The transcript has 12 exons. Bases 344 to 1939 code for a protein of 531 amino acids. Gene Ontology annotation, molecular function: protein binding. NCBI's taxonomy places the organism in Eukaryota, Metazoa, Chordata, Actinopteri, Cypriniformes, Cyprinidae. The record is from RefSeq and is a predicted model, not a curated record.
ACCAAUCCAUGAAGUAGGGGCGACGUACAAGCAGCCUGUGAUUGGACAGUUGAGCAGUCAUUCAUGGAGCCGUAGCAACAGUGAUCAGGAAAAGAUGGUGGCGGUAAUGGAUGCCAACCGCCGUUAAACAUUAAGAAGAAGAAGUGAUCAGGAAACAAGUGAGUUGGUUUUCUAUCUGGCGUGAACGCGUUUCCGUGGUCAUACUGCUGGCGCUACAGGCUCCUAGAGGGACUGGAUAACUCGUUAACUGCAUGGUCUCAAACUCCUGUAGUCACUAGGCACGCACAGCAGGUAUCUUCUCGUCUCCAAACCCCAUCCCCUGCGCUUACAAAGGAGUGUUGCCAUGGUGGAUGUGAGUAAGUGGCCUCUCUUCACGCUCUUGAGUACACAGGAGCUCGCCUCCAUACGACAGGCAUGCAUCUUUGGAGCAUUUGCGAAUGAGGCCAUCUACAUCACCCACGAUGACGAAGUGUACGUGUUGGGUUUGAACUGCAGUAAUUGUCUGGGCACUGGAGACAGUCAGAGCACAAUUGUUCCUAAAAAGCUGGACAGUCUGACUGGAAAGAAGCUGAUCAGUUUGAGCUAUGGCAGUGGCCCUCAUGUUCUGCUGGCUACACAAGAGGGGGAGUUGUAUGCAUGGGGGCAUAAUGGAUACAGUCAGUUGGGCAAUGGGACGACCAAUCAAGGUGUGUCUCCUAUUUUGGUGACCACUAACCUGCAGAAUAAGAGGGUGACUGAGGUGGCCUGUGGUUCUCACCACUCGUUGGCUCUGACCCAUGAGGGUGAGGUGUUUGCAUGGGGCUAUAACAACUGUGGUCAGGUGGGUUCAGGGUCCACCGCCAACCAGCCAACGCCUCGCAAGGUGUCCAACUCUCUGCAGAAUAAAGUGAUGGUCAGUAUAGCUUGUGGACAGACUUCAUCCAUGGCUGUGGCGGAUAAUGGCGAGGUUUAUGGCUGGGGUUACAAUGGUAACGGCCAGCUAGGGUUAGGCAACAAUGGGAACCAGCUGACACCGUGUCGUUUGAUUGCACUACAAGGCCUCUGUGUGCUGCAGAUUGCGUCAGGUUACGCUCAUUCUCUAGCACUGACCGAUGAGGGCCUACUGUAUGCAUGGGGGGCCAACACUUAUGGCCAGCUGGGCACCGGCAACAAGAGCAACCAGCUCAGCCCUGUACAGGUCAUGACUGAGAAAGAAAGGAUUGUGGAAAUCGCCGCCUGUCACUCCACACACACCUCUGUGGCGAAGACCCAGAGCGGUCAGGUGUUCAUGUGGGGGCAGUGCCGUGGACAGCCCAUCGUGCUGCCACACCUCACACACUUCAGCAGCACAGACGACGUCUUCGCCUGCUUCGCCAUGCCAUCUGUGAUGUGGCGGCUGCUUUCCAUGGAGCAUGAUGACUUCCUGACUGUGGCCCAGUCUCUUAAAAAAGAGUUUGACAAUCCUGAGACCUCGGACCUCAAAUUCAGCGUUGACGGGAAGUACAUCCAUGUCCAUAAAGCUGUUCUCAAAAUCAGGUGUGAGCACUUCAGAUCAAUGUUUCAGUCACACUGGAAUGAGGAUAUGAAGGAAGUGAUUGAGAUCGACCAGUUCUCGUACCCGGUGUACCGCUCUUUUCUGGAGUUCCUCUACACUGACAGUGUGGAUCUUCCUCCUGAAGACGCCAUUGGGUUACUGGACCUGGCAACCUCAUACUGUGAAAACAGGCUGAAGAAGUUGUGCCAGCAUAUCAUAAAGAGAGGAAUCACGGUGGAGAACGCUUUCUCUCUGCUGUCUGCUGCCAUCAGAUAUGAUGCUGAGGAUCUAGAGGAGUUCUGUUUUAAAUUCUGUGUGAACCACUUGACUGAGGUCACACAGACAGCUGCGUUCUGGCAGAUCGACGGCAACAUGCUGAAGGAGUUUAUCUGCAGAGCCAGCCACUGUGGAGCCUUCAAAAACUGACUCUGACGGCCACCAGAUACACACACACACACACACACACACACACACACACACGCUCGGUGUAUUAGUCAAGGAACCCAUCUGUUACUGCAGCCAGUCCUCCUCACAGCUAGUGGGCGCUGUGACACCAGACAGUCAUUAACGCACAGCGCCCCCUGUUGAGCAGGAGAGGAACUCUUUCAUAAUAGAUAACAUUCAUGAAGAAGGGUCAAUGUCUGUCUCAUGCACAACCAUUUCGUACUCAUCUGUUGCCGGAGAUAGUCAGCCAGACGGGACAUUCCCAUUCAUGUUUUAGACAUAUUGCCUUGUGCUAAUAACAAUUUCUAGUGCUGCAGAUGGGAAGAGUGUUGUAAUAAAAUAGAAGUGAGUUUGGGCCAAACAGAGGCAUAAUUUAACUGUAUUACUUAAACAUGCACCACUGAAAAGCAGACAAAGAGACUAGUUCAAUCUUUUUGUUUGUCCCUUACGCUUUAUUGCAUGGGUAAUAUUGAAUAGAGGUCACUAAUUAGAUUUUUUUUUUCUUGCAGUGAUGCUGUGCAUUACAAGUUGCUCUGUUUUUAUUGUAUUGUAUUGGCUGGGAUCUGUUAAUGUGCAUUCUAUUGGAUACAGUCAGCAGACCUUAUUGAUGUGGCCCCUUAUGUUGUUGAAUUAUUUUUGUUUAAAUGUUAUUGACCAAAAGAAUUUCUACUAUCUGAUGUUUUAGUUUUUUGCUUGAUUUGAGUCUUAAAAUGUAGGCCUUUUUUACAGAUUAGGAGGACCACUGUCAGUUAUCGCUUAGUUCAGGAUCUGCUGCUGCUGUUGCAUUUAACCAGUCUGAUGUUUAAGUUUGCUCAAAUAUAGAGUAUUAUAGUUGCACUAGUUGUUUCCUGUGCAGGAGCUGCUCAUAUAAGAUCACUAGAGGGUGUAUAUGAAUUUUUACAGUUGCACCUUUUUAAUAGGUGUCAAACACUUAAUAAUACUAAUGCCUAUGGUAAGUUUUUUUUGUUACAUAUUAACCAACUGUAUUUGUUUUUCACAUGUAUAUACUGUACAGUUUUUGCAUUAGUUUUGUAAAUUAAUCUGUGCACAUUGUGUGCCACAGUUUCUCUUGUAAGAUAAAAAAAACAAGAUAUUAUAAAGAUAAAUAAAGCUUUUCUAAUAGGUU